AUGGUAUUCAAAGAAAAUACAUACAAAUUUACUAAUCUGGUUGACGUAGUAUUGAGCAAUAACGGAGGUAUAUCUGAUGAGAAACCGGUCUACAUUGAUGCCAACACAGAUGAAACUGUAUCCUACGGUGAGCUAAAGACAUUGAUCCGUCAAGCAACUGCCGGAUUUCAAAGAAUUGGCCUGCAGCGAGGUGAUUGUGUUUGCGUUUACAGCCCAAACCAUCUCGGUGUUCCUCCCAUCUUCCUGAGUGUGUUGGCCUCAGGUGGACAUGUCAGUCCCACAAACCCGGCGUUCAAUGUUCAAGAAUUGGAGAAGCUUCUCAUCAUGUCAAAGGCCAAAUACCUCAUUGCCCACUCAUUUAAUUUGGACACUGCACUGGAGGCAGCCAAGCUAGUGGGUAUCCCAGCAUCCAAUGUAUGGUGUAUCAACGAUGAUCCCAAAAAAAGAGCAAAGCACUGGAAGGCAAUGAUAGCUAAUUCAACCGAAGAAGCUGAUCCCAUCAAAUACACGGCCGCAGAAUGCAGAAAUACACUUGCCUAUCUCUGUUUCUCCAGUGGCACCACAGGCCCUCCGAAAGGUGUCAAGAUCAGCCACCACAACUUUAUUGCCAAUGCUGUGGAACUGAAUCAAUUGACACAAGCUAGCAAUGCACUGCAAAGUGAUGGCUGCUUGCUCGCCAUUGUGCCUCUGUUCCAUAUUCUGGGUCUAUUCCGAUUCAUCAACAUGUCUCUUUUUGAAGGAAGAACGACUGUCCUCAUGGCUCAAUAUGAUCUGGAAAAGAUGUGUCAAAUGAUUGACAAACACAAAGUAACUACUGUCGUCGUUGUUCCACCUAUGCUUUUGCAUCUGCUCAACUCGCCUCACAUUGUCGACAAGUAUGAUUUCUCUCAUGUGGGGGCUUUUCAUGUUGGAGCAGCUCCUGUAUCUCUCGCAAUGGCAGAUGCUAUCACAAAAAAAUUCCAGAAGCCUGUGUUGCAAGGCUACGGAAUGACAGAAGUGGCUUCGGUGUUGACAGCGCAAACUCCAGAAACCUACAUGCCUGGAUCUGUUGGGCGAAUGAUUGGUGGCAUUGAUGCCAAAGUGGUUGAUGAGGAUGGCAAAGAUUUACCUGCUGGUGAGCGUGGAGAAAUCUGCAUCAAAGGGCCCAUCGUCAUGCUUGGGUAUCUUGACAACCCAAAAGCUACUGCUGAAACGAUUGAUAGCAACGGAUAUCUGCACACGGGCGACGUUGGCUAUGUCGAUAAACUUGGUAACUGGUUCAUCGUGGAUCGUUGCAAGGAAUUGAUCAAGUUCAAUGCCUAUCAAAUUGCGCCUGCUGAACUAGAGGAUACAUUGCUUAAAUGCCCUCUCGUGUCUGAUGCUGCUGUGAUUGGCAUCUUUGAUGAAAAGAGACAGACAGAGAUUCCGAGAGCAUAUAUUUCCCUAUCCCCGGCGGGCAAAGCUUUGGAAGAACAGGAAGCUAUCAAGCAGAUCCACAGUUUCAUUGAUGAAAAGGUUAUCCAUUACAAGAGACUGAGAGGCGGUAUACAGUUGAUUGAUGUCGUACCCAAGAGUGUCUCUGGUAAAAUUUUGAGAAAAGAGUUGCGUGAGCUGUACCUCAAGGAGAAACAAACGAGUAGCAAAGCUAAAUUAUAA
Messenger RNA from Mucor velutinosus, 1635 nucleotides. RefSeq lists its product as uncharacterized. The transcript has 7 exons. The coding region runs from base 1 to 1635 and encodes 544 amino acids. Lineage: Eukaryota; Fungi; Mucoromycota; Mucoromycetes; Mucorales; Mucoraceae. Gene Ontology annotation, biological process: secondary metabolic process. The record is from RefSeq and is a predicted model, not a curated record. Gene Ontology annotation, molecular function: CoA-ligase activity.